AUGUCCGAUUUCUUAUUUAUAUGUGAUAGCAUCCAACCUACACUUAAGAAGGUGAAAUUAGACCUUUUUAACUCAUUUGAAGAUGAAACAACAUCAGCUAUCACAAGAAAAUAGGAUCCAUCCUUUAUUCCUUUCUUAAGCUUAAGAUAAAAAUUCGGAGUGCAUUAAAAAGGUGGUUUUUAUCCACUUCCAAAGAAGUAUGCAUCUCUUUUGGAUUUAUGCAACAAGAUAGAAAUGAAUUACUUAAGAAAUUAAUGUUAAAUAUAGUUCACAGUCCAGAAUAAUUUCACAGAUAUCAUAUAAGUACUUUAGUUAUUAAAUUUGGAUCCUAAAUUAUAUAAAUUGAAAGUGAUUUAGGAUGGAAUAGUGAUUUAGCAUCCAUCGUAAAUUAAUUCUAACAAGAGUGAUAAUAAAAUAAUUGUAAAAUCUUCUUAAGAAAUUGCACAAUUAUCUGAUUUGAUCAAUAAAAGAAUACAAUCAUUAAGAGAAAAGCUCGAUUAAUUAGUUUAAAUUAAACACAAACAAUAUUUAUCAACAAUUAAUUGUGAAGAUUUUGAACAAUUUGGAUCAUAGUUUAAAAUCUAUCAUAAUGAUUUUGAUUUGAAUGAUUGUCCUGAUAUAAGACCGGUUAAGUUGAAGAAAACAAUAUUCACAAAAGAAUAAAUAUAGUUACAUCUUGAUAUGUUAAAUUUCAUGGCCGAACACUACGAUAAACGAGGAGUUAGUUUCAUGUUUUAUGAUCAUAUAGUUACCAUACUAAGUGUUCAUUUUAAUAAAGUUAAAAGUGAGAUAGAAAGAGCUCUAAAAAAUAUAAUGAAUUUGAUUCCAGAUAAAAUAUAGAUUCUAAUGAAUCAUAUAAAUAAACAAAGGUGGAUGAUUUAGUUAGAUAGAGCUUCUCUAACGUAAUUAAAUAAGUAAUGUAUAUUGAAUUCAUUUUUGUGUAAUUGA
Molecule: messenger RNA, 948 nt
Organism: Paramecium tetraurelia
Lineage: Eukaryota; Ciliophora; Oligohymenophorea; Peniculida; Parameciidae
Exons: 1
Source: RefSeq, a predicted model, not a curated record